GUGCCACGAUCCCGAACGCCCGCAGCAUCCCCUCACCUGCGAUCGAUCGGCGAGCACGGAGAGAAAAGAAAACGCAACUGGCGCACUUGCAUGCGCUGUGAACACAUGCACGCGCGAGCCGCGAGGUGAAUUUUCUGUCGCCGCCCAACUCAUCUCUCACCGCUCUGCAGAUCGAGUCGAGAUAACGUGAUCGUGGGUGAUGCCAGCUUGCCCAGUCACAGCUCACAGGCCGUCAUGUCAAUGAUCCAGAGCGCGCGACGGCGCGACGUACGGCCGGGCCGGCGUCUCGUUAAAUAACGGCGGCUCAGGUACGAUGCAGGUCACAUUUGCCACGGCGACGGAGACAGAUCAGCAAGAUGUUCCGAGCGAUGCAGGUCGUCCUCAGGGGCGAGGGCCGUCGUGCUGCGGCGGGCGGCUUCGCCGGCCACUGCGGCUACUCCACGGCCUCGGGCUCCCAGAGGCUGGCUGGUAAGGUGGCCGUGAUCACCGGCGCCGCUAGCGGCAUCGGCAAGGCGACGGCCGCGGAGUUCGUCAGGAACGGCGCCAAGGUCGUGCUCGCCGACGUCCAGGACGACCUGGGCCGCGCCCUGGCGGCCGAGCUCGGCGCCGGCUCCGCGUCCUACACCCGCUGCGACGUCACCGACGAGGCGCAGGUUGCCGCGGUGGUCGACCUCGCCGUGGCCCGCCACGGCAAGCUCGACAUCAUGCUCAACAACGCCGGCAUCGUGGGCUCCCUGGCGCGGCCCGAGCUGGGCGCGCUCGACCUCGCCGACUUCGACGCCGUCAUGGCGAUCAACACCCGGGGCGUCAUGGCCGGGGUCAAGCACGCGGCCCGCGUCAUGGCGCCGCGCCGCGCGGGCAGCAUCAUCUGCACGGCCAGCAUCGCCGGCGUGCUGGGCCAGCUGACGCCGCACCCGUACAGCGUCUCCAAGUUCGCGGUGGUGGGGCUCGUGCGCUCCGUGGCCGGGGAGCUGGCGCGCUCGGGCGUGCGCGUCAACGCCAUCUCGCCCAACUACAUCCUGACGCCGCUGGUGAAGCGCAUCCUGGAGGAGUGGUACCCUGACGCGAGCGGCGAGGAGCACCGGCGGAUCGUGGAGGGGGACAUCAACGAGAUGGAAGGAGUGGUGCUGGAGGUGGAGGACAUCGCCAAGGCGGCGCUGUACCUGGCGUCCGACGACUCCAAGUACGUCAACGGCCACAACCUCGUCGUCGACGGCGGGUUCACGGUGGGGAAGGCGCCCAACAUGCCGGCACCGGCACAGUGAAGGACACGGUCAGAAAUCAUCAGACGAACACCUCAUGGGCUCUCGGCGAUGUCUUGUGCGAUUAUGAGUGUCGUAUUUGCUGUACCGAAACAAAUCUAUCUAUUUCUUCAGAGUUGCAAAAGAAAACCUUCGUGAUGAAUGAUGAAUGAACUGUAUCACUUUAAAAGAAAA
Messenger RNA from Triticum urartu, 1436 nucleotides. Its product is annotated as momilactone A synthase. The record is from RefSeq and is a predicted model, not a curated record. Lineage: Eukaryota; Viridiplantae; Streptophyta; Magnoliopsida; Poales; Poaceae.